This is a messenger RNA of Meloidogyne enterolobii, 957 nucleotides long. NCBI's taxonomy places the organism in Eukaryota, Metazoa, Nematoda, Chromadorea, Rhabditida, Meloidogynidae. The record is from the annotation of a GenBank genome assembly.
AUGUCGUCUGCAGACGUCCUCAAUAAGGCUGAGAUAGUUACUUGUAAAAUUGAAUGGAAAUUAAACGAUUUACAUACAUAUAGAGAGUAUUCGCCAAACGAAAAGUGCUUCUCGAGUAAGAAGUUUUACCAUCCACAAUAUCGUUCAGCUGCGUGGGAGUUGCGAGUUUAUUUAUACUACUCUAAUAAUUAUGCUACAAUUGUACAAGUGAAGCAAGCGCUGAAAGUAAAAUUUGAGUUAUAUGCUUUGGAUGCUAGAGGAGAACGUGUCGAUAUUUGUCCAGUUAUGUCACACGAUUUUAUUCGCUACAAAGAAACUUGGAGACAUAAAAUUGAUAUGGAAAGAUUGACACAUACAGAUGGUAAUUCAUUUCUAAGGACAACCAAAAUUUUAAUAAACUUUUUAGGCUCUGUGUUGCUUGUUUGUGAAAUUCGAUUUUUGCCUCAAAAUUUGAAACGCAGUCGAAAGUUGAAAUGUGCAUUUAAUGAUAUUGGCAAUUUUUCGUCAACUAAUUUUAAAGAAUUAAUGAGUAACAUGUUUGAACAGGAAACACUUACUGAUUGUGUUGUUAACAUUGAGAAUCAGAAAAUAAACGCUCAUCGUUGUAUUUUGGCGCAGAAUAGUGAAGUAUUCUUAAGAAUGUUUGAACAAGAUGGGAUGCUCGAGGCGCAAAAUGGUGAAAUCAAUAUUGUUGAUUCUUCUUAUGAAUGCUUUCUUUCAAUGAUUAAAUAUUUCUACAGUGGUGAUGUUGAUAAAGAUGCUAAGAACUUCGGGAAACGCUUCCUUUAUGCUGGAGUACACGGUCUUCCUAUGGUUGAAAGGGCUUGUGUUGAUUUCAUUUCUGCUAAUCGAAAGAAAUUUUUGGCUAGUAAUGAGUGGAAGGAAUUUGAAGCUGAAUAUAAAGAAAUGGCAGAUCACUUGUUAAUUUGUGUUGCUUAUGAUGGAAAUAUCGCUUAA